UGGAGGAGGACCUGCGCUCUCCAGGUGGCGCAGCGGCUUCGUGCGGCGCCUCAGUCUCGGCUCAGUCGCUGCUGGAGCUGAAGGCGAUGAAGAGGAUCUGACCUCUCAGCUGUUCACUCAUCUUCCACAGUUUGGAGCGUGAAGAAGUCAUGAGUGGAGUCACGCUGUGGGCGGAGGAGGCGGCGGAGGAGGCGCAGGCGGUGCCCCGCUGGUCGGAGGAGCGCUGCGAGGAGCUGUGGGACCGCGUGGAGGGCGUCCGGCACAAGCUGACGCGCAUCCUCCACCCGGCCAAGCUGACGCCGUACCUGCGCCAGUGCAAAGUGAUGGACGAGCAGGACGAGGACGAGGUGCUGAACUCCACGCAGUACCCGCUGCGCAUCAGCAAGGCGGGCCGUUUGCUGGACAUCCUGCGCGCUCAGGGCCAGCGGGGUCUUCAGGCCUUCAUGGAGGCGCUGGAGUUCUACCACCCGGAGCAGUACACGCAGCUGACCGGGGAGCAGCCCACGCACCGCUGCUCCCUCAUCCUGGAUGAGGAGGGUCCGGAGGGUCUGACCCAGUUCCUGCUGCUGGAGGUGCGUAAGCUGAGGGAGCAGCUCCACAGCAGCCGCCUGUGCGAGCGGCGCCUGUCCCAGCGCUGCCGCAUGGCGGAGGAGGAGCGGGGCCGCGCGGAGCGCAAGGCACAGGAGCUGCGUCACGAGCGGCUGCAGCUCCACAGGCUGCGUCAGGACUGCGAGUCGGCCAGCCGAGAGCUGGGGAAGCUGAAGGAGCGGCACCUGGAGCAGGCCGUCAAGUACUCCAGGGCCUUGGAGGAGCAGAGCAAAGCCUCCACGCGGGAGCGAGAGCUGCUGAGCCAGGUCGAGGAGCUCAGGUCGAGGCUGACGGAGGCAGAGAAGCAGACCAUCGCUCACUCCAGGGAUUCGACGAGGCUCAAAAGCAGCAGUUUGCGUUUGAAUGGAACCAAAGGCUUGCCGCCUCUGCUACCAGACAAACCUGUGGAGCACUGGGCGAAACCGAAAGCAGACGAGACAGGAAGUCCAAGCAGGGACUCGGUUCCUGCCAGCGGGGUCAUAGCUCUGAUGGACAUCCUGCAGCAGGACCGCAGGGAGGCUGCAGAGCAGAGGCAGGAGCUCUGUGACAUCAUCACCAAAGUCCAGACGGAGCUGGACGUGAGCGAGGACGUCCGGGACAAGCUGGAGGCCCAGUGUGAGCAGCUGCAGCUGAAGGUCAGGACUCUGCAGCUGGACUGGGAGACGGAGCAGAAGAGGAGCGUGUCCUACUUCAACCAGAUCAUGGAGCUGGAAAAGGAGCGAGACCAGGCGCUGCGCAGCCGGGACAGCCUGCAGCUGGAGUACACCGACUGCCUGCUGGACAAGAACCAGCUGCGCAAGCGCAUCGCCUCGCUGCAGGCCAGCCUGGAGCAGCAGCAGCGGGAGCUGGAGAAGGAGAGCGAGCGGAGCCGGGGCAGCGUGGAGCAGAGCGCCUCCUGUCUGCACUGCUCGCACCUGUCUCUGUGCAGCGAGGACCAGUGCUACGGGCCCUGCUGCUCCCCGGACCUGCAGCACAGCAGCACCCACCAGCUGCUGAGGAAGCCGGCGCCCCCUGGAGGCCGAGCGGAGGAACACGCCGAGGAUCACGCCGCGGACCACAUCCUGUCAUCAGCGGAACAUAACGAGAAGGAGAUCAACCGUCUGUCCACGUUCCCCUUCCCUCCUUGUAUGAACUCCAUCCAGCGCCGCUGCCACACAGAGUUCGACCUGGACUCCUGGGGCAGUGAUGAGAACGAGAACAUCGCAGACGAGCACGGGGAACCUUCCCUGUCCGACUCCUGGACCUCUCUGCACUCUCACCUUUUCCCCCUGGACCUGGUCAACCUGCCUGCGACGUCUGCGCGCCCGCCCGCUACCGGCGUCUGCAGGGCGCCCCCACGCUCCCCGUCGGCCAGUCCGCCCACCCUGUCCAAGCGCAGCAGAGGCAGCCUGGCCGACGACGUCACCGUGGUGGGCGGGAGCCGGACCGGGAUCUUUGUGAGCCACGUGAGGGCCGGGUCGCCGGCGCAGCAGUGUGGCCUGAAGGAGGGCAGCGAGCUGCUGGAGCUGGAGCGGGUUCUGUUCGGUGGGGGCAGCGUGCUGCUGGGACAGUGCACCGCUGAGGUGGCCCACUUCUCCCUGCAGUGGUGGACGGAGCCUUCCACGCUCAGACACCGGAGCAGCCCGGAGGCGUACGCGAAGCUGCGCUCCGAGCUGUCCUCGACCUCCUUCGCCGGUCCCGACUCCUUCUACGUGCGCGUCAACCUCGACAUGGAGCCUCACGGCGAGCCGCCGUCUCUGGGCGUGUCCUGCGAUGACAUCAUACAUGUGACGGACACCAGGUACAACGGGAAGUACCAGUGGCGCUGCUCCCUGAUGGACCCGAGCACGGCCAAGCCCACGCGGACCGGAACCGUGCCCAACUACAACAGGGCACAACAGCUGUUACUGGUGAAGCUGCGGAAAAUGGCGCUGGAACAGAAAGACAAGAAGAAGAUGUUCACGAAGAAGGCAACGGGUCGCGUUCGACUGGUCAAAGCCGCGGAUCCCAGCUGCCGCACGCAGCAGCUCCUGUACACGCUCAACAAACGUCACGAGGAGCACUUGAUUCCGUACAGCCUGGUGCACCCGGUCCAGGUCCAGAGCAGGCGGCCCGUCAUCUUCUCCCCCUCGCUUCUGUCCCGCGGCCUCAUCGAGAGGCUGCUGCAGCCGUCGCAGUCCGGGCUGAACUUUAACACCUGCCCUCCAGAGCCCAUCCAGGCUUCAGAGAUGCAGGACAAGGCCGUGUUCCUGUUGGACUCCUGCAGUCCGGACCAGGCCUUGGGCGUGCGGCUGCACUCCAUCCAGGACGUCAUCAGCCAGGACAAGCACUGUCUGCUGGAGCUGGGGUUGCACAGCGUGGAGGGGCUGCUGAGGCAGGGCAUCUACCCCAUCAUCAUCAACAUCCGCCCCAAGAACAAGAAGCACAAGAAGCUCAGGAAGUUUUUUCCGCGGUGCGGGGAGGACACCAUCAUGGAGGAGAUGUGCCAGGCCGAGGAUCUGCAGCUGGAGACGCUGCCGCUGCUCCACUACACGCUGGAUCCCAGCACCUGGAGCAGCAGCGACGAGCUGCUGGUGGCUCUGAGCAACGCCAUCCUCCAGCAGCAGAUCGCCGCCGCAUGGGUGGAGCUGGAGCGGCUGCAGUAGAGGACAGGAGUAAACCUCACCACGGGCACCUGCACAGCUCAGCCCCCUGGAUCUGCUUACUACAAACAUAUAUUUGGCCAUAAAGCCAAGCUGGACUGGCUACAGUGGGAAAAUAUAGGACAUCAGGUCAUAUUUACCUUUUAGUUAUGUGUUUUAUCAAAGCUUCAUUUUCUGUAACUGUAUUGUAUAACUUUUGAAAAUACUAGAAUCUUAACUUAAGGCACCAAUGAUAUGAGCCAUAUGGAUCGCUGGUGAUUGUGUUACUGGUAUAUAUAAAAUGUAUAACUGGAGCACAUGCUAUUUCUUAGAUACACUACAUUGUACAACAAGCUGUAGUUCACUGUGGAAAAAUGUUUGUAAUCAUUUUCUAACAAUUAAUACAAAAAGACCAUAAAAUA
This is a messenger RNA of Betta splendens (Siamese fighting fish), 3610 nucleotides long. RefSeq names its product caspase recruitment domain-containing protein 10. The transcript is spliced from 24 exons. Gene Ontology annotation, biological process: regulation of apoptotic process. The record is from RefSeq and is a predicted model, not a curated record. Lineage: Eukaryota; Metazoa; Chordata; Actinopteri; Anabantiformes; Osphronemidae. The coding region runs from base 150 to 3212 and encodes 1020 amino acids. Gene Ontology annotation, molecular function: protein binding.